Molecule: messenger RNA, 7201 nt
Organism: Pristis pectinata (smalltooth sawfish)
Lineage: Eukaryota; Metazoa; Chordata; Chondrichthyes; Rhinopristiformes; Pristidae
Gene: znrf1
Product: zinc and ring finger 1
Exons: 5
Coding region: 171-914 (247 amino acids)
Source: RefSeq, a predicted model, not a curated record
UCCCUCCUCUCCCCGGGGUCAGAGUGACAGUGAGGGCAGCGGGUGACAUGGCUGGAGCGGCGGCCCAGUAGGCGGGGCGGGGCGGCGGCUGUCGGUGGAUUACCCGGUCGGAGCCCGCGGCCUCGGUGCUUCUCCCCCCCCCCCCCCCACACCCUCCCUCCCCGGUGUUUAUGCUGAAGCCUGUGGCGAUGGGAGGGAAGCAGAGCACGGCAGCCCGCUCCAGGACCGCUUUCCCCGGCGUGUCGACGGACGACAGCGCCGUGCACGCCGCUCACUACGGCCACUACCGGAGCGGCGUCAACGCCAUGGGGCUGAGGACUCGCUCGGUGAGCAGCGUGGCCGGCAUGGAGCCGGCGCAUCCCUUCGGGCUGUACGGCAGCGGAGCGCGGUCGGGAGGCGGCGGAGGAGGAGGAGGCGGCGGCGGCAGUAGAGCGGGCGACGGAGGCGAGCAAGGCAGCGGUACCGGAGGUGGAGGCGGAGGAGGCGGCGGCGGCGGCCCGGCCGCUGGGCCCGACCCGGCUGGUAACGGUUACCAGGAGACGGGAGGAGGGCCGGGCCCCCGGGAGCUGCAGCUGUACCUGGGGUCGCGGGCGGCGGCGCUGUCCGACUCCCUGCCGCUGCACUUGGCGCCGCGCUGGUUCAGCGCGCACAGCGGUUUCAAGUGCCCAAUUUGUUCAAAAUCUGUAGCUUCCGACGAGAUGGAGAUGCACUUUAUAAUGUGUCUCAGCAAACCACGACUCUCCUAUAAUGAUGAUGUGCUGAGUAAAGAUGCUGGAGAAUGUGUAAUCUGUUUGGAGGAGCUUCUGCAAGGAGACACGAUAGCUCGACUUCCUUGUCUGUGUAUCUACCAUAAAAGUUGUAUAGACUCGUGGUUUGAAGUGAACAGGUCAUGCCCAGAACACCCUUCCGACUGACCUCUCCUGGCCUGCAGCUGCUUACAGCCUUCUGUUAAAGAGCGCUUUGCUCACUUUGGCUAAACCCUUACCUGGAGGUUAAGAAUUUGAAACAGUCGGUUUACCCCAAAACUGAAAAUUCCAGCAACCAGUUUUGAACAGCAGAAACAAAAGCACCAAACAAACUUUCGGCAUCCCAAACCAGGAUAAAGAAGGACGUAUGUGAAGAUCAACAGGUAGUAGAACGAUCAUGUCAGCCCCAGAAUAAUGUAACGGCUGUCAACUGAUUCAAUUAGAGAAACGCCUGUACGGAAUAAAAAGAGGAAAAGGACUAGCCAAACAGAGCAUGAUUGCUUUUUGGAUUUGAGAGUGCUGUGCAAAAGACAUGUCUCUGGGAUAUUACUCCAAGGUGGCAACCACAACAGGGUUACAAACGCAAAGGAGAGUGGAAUUUAACAUGUGUUGACCAAGUUCUGAAAAUGCCAGAAUGUAAAGCAUUGAGUGUCUGUGGGCUUGUAGUUGUGUCCAUGAUGUGUUUACACAGUGUCCAGUGUAGUCAGCGUGUUCUUGCUGAUGUGUGUACAGACACAAGCACUCUCCUGGUUUUCUUCCAUCCCACUUUGUGACAGAUGAUGCCAAAAUUUAUCAAAAAACAGACCUCGCUCUUGUUCUGCAAGGAUCUGUUCCUUGUCAACGGUUUUCUGCCAGAAAGUCUCUCUGCACUAAUAUUUGAACAUGGACUCUCUCUUCUUGAGCUCUGCAACUUUGUGCUACAGAAUGGCACAGGCAUCCUAAAACAGUUAAGAUCUUUUUUUUCCCUAAAGCCCUUGUGGAAUUUUUAUGGCUUCAGUUUCUCUAGAGACUAGUGAAUCUGUCCUGCUGUUAAAGAUAUCAAUUUUACUUCAGCUUGAUAUGUAGCCUGAAUGUUCAGGCUGGUGUAUUAAUAACAGCCAGGGAAAGAUGCUCCCUUUUUGUUUGUUGAGGUGUUUUGAUAUGGUGUACCAUCACGAUGUUCAAUAAACUGUUGAAUGAGCAUUUAUAUUAAUUUGUGGUAGACAAACCUAAACUGAAUAAAGAGUUCCCUUUCCUGAUUUUAUUUUGCCAGAAACAACUUCACACAUGAAAUAAACAGCAUGUUGUAAUUUUUUUUUACUAUUUUGGUUGAAUAGGCUUCGAGUAAGUCUCAGGAAAUGCAAUGGACCUGCACGUGGCCCAGAUGUGGGUAGUUUUCCACUUUCUUUAGGGACUGCAUUGACAUUGGACAGCCAGUUUACAGCAACAAAGGCUCUGGAAUGUGUGAUCAGAGCUACGGAGUGUAGCUGCUAUUCGGCGAUGUGUUUACAAGGUUUUGCAAGUUGACAGGAGUAACUGAAACCAGGAUUCACGAUGCCGCGCUCUGUGAUCAGACAGAGCUCCCAAGCAGAGCCUGUACACUGACCUCGACAAACCUAAAUUUGCUAGGUGGAGCUUAACCAUUUUAUCAGGGAGUUGAUCCUUGCUGCAGCAUUUACUAGUAAAUGAAAUGGUAUUUUUUCCCCCAAAAACUAGUGUUUAUUGUUGAUGAACCCUUAGGCAAACAAAAGAUCAGAGAUGAAGUUUUACAAGAAAGGAAACAAUUGGAUUUGUAGAAUGAUUGUUGGGAAGGAAAUUGAGGACCAUGCACACCAGCAUUUAUAUUAAAAAUGGUGUUGGCCAGCUGAUUUUGGAAUCACAAUAUAAAAUUGCACUAGUGUUCAAAAAAUCCAUUUGAAACUAUGCUGCUAGCAGUUUUGGGUACUUUAAGUCACUGCAUGAUGAGCAGAGAGUUUGAGUGUAAGAUAUAUUACUGCAAGAAAAUUGUGCUUUUCCCAGAAAUGUGAGUAGACCCAGCACUUCCUGGAACUGUGUACAGUCAUUGUGAAAUUAGUGUUUUGAUGUGGUGGGUUACGGGCUUUCCCCAUAUGUACAGCGAUUGACUUGCAUAGCAGGAUGGUAUUGCUGCUGUUUUUACUGUGUGUUUUGUUCUCGCCUCAGCUUGACAUUACCCCUCUACUUCUGUAAAGGUUUCACUGUGUUUUCUGUUUAUUUGAACGACUUGGCCAAAUGUCACCUUGGUAAAGUCUCCGUAAAGGAAGCAGUUACACAUAUGAAGAUGUUCAGCUAGGGUGCAGAGUGCCAGUGAAGCAGGAACUUACUUUUUUGAGUUAAAGAUGUUGCACAAUACACAGCACAUUUAUAAUGACUUAAAGUCAUGCACUUUUUGUUUUUUGUGUAUUAUAUUUUAUUUUAGUUUACUGGAUGCUUUUGCACUGCUUUAAUCUGAUACAGAUUCUCACCUGGGUGGUCCUGUUUUUCAAGGUGAGCGUUGUGAAAAGUAAAUCAGAAUCUAAAUCUAUAUACUUAAUUUUGAAUGCCACGUGUAAUUAUUACUACCCUGAUUUAUGCAGUCACAGUGCCUUGAGUUUAAACAUUCUGGUGCUCUCAUUGAGCCAACUAGUUUCCAGCCUUUUCUAGGUGUUAAUUAAGGCCUGUCUUUUAUAUUUUUGUUGAGCCUGAGGGCAAUUAGUCAUUCUAUUGUAUUUGUCCCAACUAUAUUUUAUUUCUUUUCAAAUCUCACACCAUUAGUCAUUUCAAAAAUUGAGAUUUCUCACUUUAAAUGUGUGAAGGAGAUAAUGAAGCAAAAAGUCUGAAUUAAAACUGCAUCAAUUCUCUUUCUUCACCUACAAAACUUCUUUGCAGUCCCUCCUCUGUAGCUGUAUCGCAGACCUUUGACAAAUAUGUGACAGCUGAACCCUUUUUUUGUUUCGGCAGUACGCUGUGGUUUGUUGCGCUGUCUGUACUGUACUCAGUCUAACUGCUCCAGUGUGUAGUUCUUGACUGCUUUUGUCAUCCAAGGGUACCACCGGAUGGCUCACUUGAACCCUGUUAGAAGGAGAUCUUUAUAGAACAAGAUUAAUUGGUCUAUGUUAAUGUUCCUAUGUAAACAUCACACAUAUAUUUUAAUGGAAAUUAAAAAGAAAGAACAUUUGAAAAUACUCAGAACCUGAAUCAUAUUGAAGUGAAAAAUUUAUGAGGCAACCCUCCUCAGAAAUUGUGGGUUUAAUGCAGUUGCUGAUUGAUUGCAAUAUAAAGAAAUUAUUCUAAAAUCCCUCAAUUGUUGCUAUCACUAAAUUGUUCUUAUUACAAUUGUUACAAGAAAGGGUAGUUACGAGGUGCUGUACCACAGAAUAUAGGCUAGAGCCCGUCACUUCUCAUGUGAUGCCCUUGGUGGUUUUUACUGAGCAGGAACUAAUCAUCUCCCCUGAGGCAGGAAAAGAAGUUCAACAGGUAAGGCCACCACAGGCCACGUUGAUUAAGAUGGUUUAACCACUGCUUUGGUAGUGAAGCUUGGGAGCAGCUGACUUUUGGCAGCCUCGAAUGAUGGAUGAUGAUGUGAGAGGAAAAACCAGCUACUAUGGGAAAAGAGAUACUAUACUUAAAUAAUUAAAUGCCUCACUGACAUAGUGUUCAUUCACCAAAAGAACAUUUUUCAAUAUUAUAUUUGUCUCACAAUGAAGUUACUUGUAGGUUGCAGAUGAAUUUUGUGAUCUCAUCUGUUAUUUUAAAAUUAAAGAAAUUGUAGUUGUUGACAUGCAAGGCAAUAAGAUUCUUAUUACAAUGUUAAUAUCUAUGAAGGUGGUUUAAACUCUUGUGUUGAAGCAGACUCUCUUCAGAUGUCAUCAUCUCCAGUUGACCCACUGUGUGCCUACUUUAAAAGUCUCUCCCACAGUUCCUGAACAAUGGCUUUAGAAGAACAGUGAGCAGCUAAACGUUACCCAAGCAGCAGGCUACGUCUAAAUGUUAUAAAGCUACAAGUUUUAAAUUAAUUAACUUCCCAUUUCGAAUUUUGUUAUUUUGCUGAACCGUGACUAAUAGAAAGUGCCAUGAAUUAUAUCAAUGCUGACCUGCACCUUAAUCCAUGUUCCCAUUUUUGCUCCACGCCCCUUUCUGACAAGUUCAUCUUUCCGCAAAUUUUGAUUAGGUGGGGUGGGGGUUGGGAGGGGGCAGAGUACCUUUCCUCAGGAGAGCUCCAGAUUUCAGAAAAACUCAAUUUCCAAGUUUAUUCUCAAAUGGCUUGGUUCUAAAUUUAAGAUCUCCUACAAUACUACUUGUUCUUGAUUCCCCCAUUACCAGUUAUGGAAGAACAAGGGACUGAGCGAUGAUCCAGGUGAGAUGAUGAAACAAUCUCCUAAACUCGAGGGAAUACAUAUCAAGUUUAUGCAAUUAGAAUUUAAUCCCUUAAAUCCUGUUUCACUUUCAUAAAUUUCCAUUGCACUCCCCUCUAAGGUUAUUAAAUCCUUCCUGAAAUGAGGUGCAUAAACAAAUGUAUCCCAGCUUUGCAUACAAAGAAACAUGCAUUUUUCCAUUUUGUAAUCCAACCCCCCAAUCCUACUUUUGACUGAUCUGCUAGCAUUUAAAAUUAGUCUACUUGGAUUCCCAAAUCUGUUUCACCAUAGUUUCUUGAAGUGUACAAGAUGUUGCAGUUUGUCUUUCUUGGAUUGAAAGUGGAUUUGUCCACACUAAGUUCUAUUUACCAUAGUUAUACCCACUCACUGAAGCAGUCUAUGGUUCUUUAGACCAUCCACUUCCUUCUGCACUUCUUGCUGCCUCUCCCAAUUUGGUGUCAUCCAGAUAACUCUCUGAGUCAUUAAAAUAAUAAUGGGAAAUUGGGGCCCCUGAACAAAUCCUAGAACUUUAGGAAUGGAAUGGGUAUUCUGGGGAGUGUCACAUGUCACAUCUGUCAAUCAGAUUAUCUUUCUUUUUUCUCCACUCUCUCUCAACCAAUUUCCAACCAAAGUUAAAGGCUCACAUUUGUUCAGCUGGUCUGUCCAGUCUGAUGAUAAACAGGCAGGCCUGCAUAUUCUGAAUCCUCUUUUUAGUUCCAAACCCAAUGGCACAAUUGCUAACAUGAGAAAUUUGAAAGUUUAUGACCAAUACUUCCAUAGUUUCCUCACCUGCUCCCUGGGGUUGGAAGCCACCAGAUCCUGGAGAUUUAUCUAUUCCUGUUUUGUUAUUUGCACAAUUACCUUUUUUUUUGUUUUAUUGAAUGCAACAUGUUCCUCACAUUCAUUUAUUCUUAGUUUCCUUCCAUUAGUAGUAUUUUACUCUUUACUGUGAAAAUGAAUACGAACCACUCAUUCAAUAAACUUGUCGUUACUGUGGUAUCUAUUAUAUUAUCCUGUUUCUCUGUCUUUACUAGACCCCACAUCUUUAGAAACUCUUUACUCUCAAUAUUAAUGGAAUUAGUUGAAAGGUUUUUUUUUGCAGUUUGUAGUAUUUUCUUUUAAUUGCUUUAACAAUUUAAUUAGUAUUUUCCAUAAUAUAACAGUGGAAUUAUGCAGCUGAAAGCAACCUCUGCUUUUUUUUUUCCCCCAAUUCUCCUCAGCAAAAUAUACUUGGCUUUCAGAUAUUGUGCCCAGCAAAGAAAAUGAAAAGGAGGUGCAUCCAACUGGCUUUUUUAAACAAAGGGCAGUGUAUGCAAUCAGAAAGCUUGAUGGUUAUAGUAAGUACAUGUGGGAGUUUGUCAGAUCAAUCCAAAUCAUCUUUGUGAUCACACAUGAUACCCCACUAGAUACUAUCUGGUCAAGAUGCAUGUAGAGGAGGUGGGAAGAUAGAUGUGUUAUAAGGCUUAGCCACGCAGAAUCACAAAAUGAAUUACAAAUGUAGUGUAUUCUGCUUCCUUUCCUGUACAAUCAUUCUGUGUGACUCGGGUGUUGCCUUAUUCAAAGAGUUGUCUUUAUGUUAUCAUGUAAAGAUGGCGCUCAUAUAGAGGAUCAGUGGGAAUGACCAGAGGUGAUUGUCUGCAUCUGAUUAUAAUGUAAGCCCUAGCUUUUUUUCAGACUAAUGCAUAAAUAAAAAAAUGGCAUGGAUCCUUGGACUUUAAAGCAGUAUUUGAAAAGAAUAGCAGCACAGCUAAACAAAAGCAGACUAUUCAAAGAUGAAAUACUGUAUUGUUGAUGUGUGUCAUUAAUUUUCGAGUCAAUUUUUUAAAAAAAAGACUUGAAUCAAAGGGGAUAAUCUUUCAGCUGUCCUAGUGUGUUUUACACUAUGCACUGUAAGCAGGCUUUCACCAGAUUCCAAUGAGAACGGAUGGGAUUUGUAUGUAAUGCAGUUUCUUGAAAAAUGUUAAAUGUUUACAGGCAUAUGCUUUUUAUAUUUACUGAGUAGAAGUUGAUCCGAGAUUAACACCAAAAAAAAUAUGAAUUUCAUUUUAAACAGACAAUAUCCUGUAUGUUGACGUAUAGUAUGUAUUUCAGAAUUAUGGAAAAUAAAAUCUACACAUUCCCACA